AUGUGCAUCCUCUUGCUUUGCUGGACCUAUUCAACGGAUGAGGAAUUCCAAUGGUUGGAAUACUUUGCAGGAGAAGCCAAUUUGACUUCUGUCAUGGCUUCGGCCAUGUACACUUGCGGAAAGUUUGACAUCCUUUACAAUGAACAACCCGAACAUCGGAAGUCGAACUACAUGGACUUAACUCAUGCCUCCGGAUACGGGUUGGCCCUGCUCUGCAUCUUGCGAUGCCGGGUGGGUGACUUUGCUGCCCAUCUUGGGUUGAAAUGCUCUUCCCUUUGCAAGAUGAACCAUGGUACAUCUCAGAGAAGCGCAUGUGCAUCGGUUGGGUUCUGGGAAUAUCCUUCAGUCUAUACUGCGAAUGUCCUCAUUGAAAGGAGUUGCACAAUGGUAGCUUUGGUGACGGCCCUCGGCGGGCUGUGGUCUCUUGAGCAGCCCUCAGGGUCAGUUCUCGAAUACUAUCCUACCUGGCGUCACCUUAUGGCCAAAAUUUUCGAAAAUGGAGGUAUUCACAGCGUGACGACGGUGCGGUGGUGGAUGGGGCAUUACAAUGCUCCCACGCCUAAGAGGCAUUGGGGGGCUUCAAACUCGCCCCUCAUCCGGAAGAUCGAUAAGGGGGUACUUCAAGGGUGGAAAAAAAAGUCUACUUCGACUCCAGUGGUCAAGUACAGGGAUUCCCAAGGCCGUGAGAAGUACAAGGGAACAAAGGAUUUGCGUAAAACGGAGGUCUAUCCGGUAGCUUUCGCACGGGAGAUCCUGGAUUCUGUGGAGGCCAUGAAAGCUUCCACCCACGGGCAGCCAGCAUUACCCAAUCCUCUUCCCACUGCUUUCGAGACCUUUACCACUAUGAAAUGGUCCACUGAUGACGACAUUUGGGGAUUUGUAGACUUCGCCCAGCUUUUCAACUACAUCCGCAACAAUCGGUCCCUGCGCAUUCCCAGUGAAUGGAAAGCUGUUGUGCCCAAGACCAUGUGA
Messenger RNA from Cladocopium goreaui, 972 nucleotides. The record is from the annotation of a GenBank genome assembly. NCBI's taxonomy places the organism in Eukaryota, Dinophyceae, Suessiales, Symbiodiniaceae.